CAUGCUCUCCUCCACCAGGGCAGAGAGAGCGCCCCCUUCAGUGGAUGUAUAUAAAGGCAGCAGGAGAUGAGCUCGCGCUGCUAGAAGGCUUUAGAAGCGAGUGAAGGAGGAGGAGGAAGAGGAGGAGGAGGAGGAGAUCACCAGCGCACUCUGGCACUCGCUCUCGCUCCCAUUCACUCUCAUCCUCGCUCUCGCACGCCUCACUGGGAUUAAGGGCGGUUUGACUCCGGCAUGGACGGAUCUACUCAUCCUCAGCUCGCGCUGGUCCUGCUCACCUGUGCGCGAGAGCUCUCAGCAGGGCUGCAGUGAACUUCACGCAGGGGUCUGGUCUGUGCGCGAGAGCAGCUGUUGUGCAUGGAUGCCAAUCAUGGAAACAAGAAACCAAGAGAACUCGACUCUAGAGGACCUCACCGGCUCCUCGGCCGCCUCCAUGAACUGCUGCUCCCUGCCCAUCAUGCAGGACGAGGGCGCUCUGCUGGACGGUCUGGACGACAGCACCAAGCUGAUUGGAGUUCAGGUGAUUCUGAUUCUAGCCUACAGCUCCAUCAUUCUGUUCGGCGUGACCGGAAACGCCCUGGUCAUCUACGUCGUCUACAAGUUCCGCAACCUGCACACGGUCACCAACUUCUUCAUCGUGAACCUGGCGGUGGCGGACCUGCUGGUGAACACGCUGUGCCUGCCGUUCACGCUGAUGUACACGCUGUACGGCGAGUGGAAGUUCGGCCAGGCCAUGUGCUACCUGCUGCCCUACGCUCAGGGCCUGGCCGUCAACGUCUCCACCAUCACGCUCAACGUCAUCGCGCUGGACCGCUACCGCAGCAUCGUCCACCACAUGGAGACCAAGAUGUCCAAAGACGUCUGCGCCGUGGUCAUCGCAGUCACCUGGGUGGCGAGUGCCGUGCUAGCUAGCCCACUGGCCAUCUUCAGAGAGUACGUCACCUUUGACCUGACGCCAGAGCAGAGCAUCCAGGGCUGUGCUGAGAAGUGGCCGGGCAGCAGCACGGACGGCACCGUCUACAGCAUCUCCAUGUUCUUCCUGCAGUACGGCCUGCCACUCUCCGUCAUCUCCUUCGCCUACGCCAGGAUCUGGACCAAGCUCAGGAAGCACAUCAGCCCGGGCGGGGGCCGCAGCGACCGCCACCGCCGUCGGCAAAAGACCACCAAGAUGCUGGCGGUGGUGGUGGCGGUCUUCGCUGUCAGCUGGCUGCCCUUCCACGCGUUCCAGCUGGCGGUGGACAUCGACAGCAGCGUGCUGGAGAUGAAGGACUACAAGCUGCUGUACACCGUGUUCCACAUCGUGGCCAUGUGCUCCGCCUUCGCCAACCCCAUCCUCUACGGCUGGAUGAACAGGAACUACAGGGGGGCGUUCGCCGCCGUCUGCAAGUGCGGCCGGGCGGAGAGCAGACUACGCAGGGUGCACAGCCGAGACACCGUCAGGAUAAAAGCUCACGAGCACCAGAGCACCAUCAGCGUCCUGACGCAGGCCAACACGCACCUCUAAAUGCUGUGCUGAGGGACACAUGAGGAUACAUGAUGGUUCGAUGGUUAAAAGGUCACAUUUACCACAGUAUUCGAUGGAACGGGAUUGUUCUUUAUAUGUAAAUAUUUUGGUUCUUUACUUAUUUUAUUAGCUUCUUUAGCUUCUUUAGCACUGGAGCUACACGGCUAACGUAGUUAACAAGAUAUGGAAGAUAAGCGCAUGUGAGUUAGUGGUGCGAACUGCAUGUCCGAAUCUUCUCAUACUUUCCUAGAAUAUCUCAGGAUUCAGUGAUUUCUAACAGUAUCGUAUUUAAAGUGAAUGCAGUCUGCAGACGUCUCAAGUCUCCUGGAAGUCACGGGAGUCUACCACAUAUCAAUAUUUAUACAUAACAGUCCCUGGUACCCGCACAUCAGAUAAAAUCACCGGGAGUCAGUAGGCGCACGCUGGCAACGCAAAGAGUCUGUGACUCUGCAAAGAUUCUGUAAGUCAGUCAAUCAGUUUUUAGUGUGGGUGGGCAGUGUUUUUUUUUCCCCUCCUGCACAGGAUGAGCUCAUUUCACCUCUGACUACUCUAAAGUAUAUCCAUAUCUGAAAAGGUAAAAAACAAUGAAAGUCAUGCUGUACAGUUUAUAAUAAUGAUUUUAGCAUUGCCCACAAGGAAUAAAUGAUUGCAAAAGGCAUGUUGGGGUGAGUUAAUAUGUGACUAUCCCUCCAUAUAUAUCUGAAGUAGCUAC
Molecule: messenger RNA, 2213 nt
Organism: Astyanax mexicanus (Mexican tetra)
Lineage: Eukaryota; Metazoa; Chordata; Actinopteri; Characiformes; Acestrorhamphidae
Gene: npy2r
Product: neuropeptide Y receptor Y2
Exons: 3
Coding region: 359-1501 (380 amino acids)
Biological process (GO): G protein-coupled receptor signaling pathway
Cellular component (GO): membrane
Molecular function (GO): neuropeptide Y receptor activity
Source: RefSeq, a predicted model, not a curated record